This is a messenger RNA of Tyto alba (common barn owl), 2481 nucleotides long. It is a transcript of the gene RHOBTB3, whose product is annotated as Rho related BTB domain containing 3. The coding region runs from base 143 to 1969 and encodes 608 amino acids. Gene Ontology annotation, biological process: proteasome-mediated ubiquitin-dependent protein catabolic process; regulation of proteolysis. NCBI's taxonomy places the organism in Eukaryota, Metazoa, Chordata, Aves, Strigiformes, Tytonidae. The record is from RefSeq and is a predicted model, not a curated record. Gene Ontology annotation, molecular function: GTP binding; GTPase activity; ubiquitin protein ligase binding. Gene Ontology annotation, cellular component: cytoplasm. The transcript has 12 exons.
CCGGAACGCGGCAGGAGCCCCGGCGAGGCGGAGCGCGGGCGACAGCAAGCGGGGCGCCGAGCCAGCCGGGGACUCGGCAUGCAAGCGGCGUUCCCAGGUCGCUUUUCCGCUUUGCUCCCAUCCUGCCGUCGGAUUUGAGAACAUGUUGCUUAAUAUUGUAGCCUUUGGGAAUGAGAGAGAUGGGUUUUCUGAAGACAAUCAGCAGUUGAGCCUGAUCCGGAGCUACCUCGGGAGAAGUGCUCUCGUUUCCCAGAUCGACAGCAGCUUGUCUGCCAGUCACGUUGGAAUCCCAGUUUUCACAGAGUAUCAAGCCUGCGUGUUUGGAAAUGUCAGACUGGUGGUGCGCGACUGUCCUGGCUGGGAUAUAUUUGACAGCGACUGGUACACCUCUCGCAAUCUCAUUGGAGGAGCUGAUAUCAUCGUGAUUAAAUACUCUGUCAAUGACAAGACUUCAUUUCAAGAACUAAAGGACAGUUACAUCCCAAUGAUAAAAAAAGCACUAAACCAUUGUUCAGUUCCAGUAAUAAUUUCUGCUAUUGGUGCAAGAAAAAAUGGAGUGCCUUGCACCUGCCCCUUGUGCGCUUCAGACAGGAGGAGCUGCGUCACCACCUCCGAGGGAGUUCAGCUUGCCAAGGAACUCGAGGCCACUUACCUCGAACUGCACGCUCUGAAUGACUUCUACAUACAGAAGUACUUCGGCGGAGUGCUGGAAUAUUUUAUGAUCCAAAGUUUGAAUCAGAAGUCAUCUGAAAAAAUGAAGAAGAGGAAAAAGACGCAGAAGUGCCAUCGAGUUCAACCGCCUCAGCUUGAACAGCCAGAGAAGAUGCCGAUCCUGAAGGGCGAAGCCUCGCACUACGAGGCCGACCUGCACAACCUGCUCUGCUGCUGCCAGUGCGCCGACGUGGCGUUUUGCCCCGAGGACCCCAGCACGGCGGCGGUGGAGGCCCACAAGGUCAUCCUCUGCUCGGCCAGCCACCUCUUCAUGCUGCUUUUCGGGGUGAAGAGCCCCGCCGACAUCCGCGACGCCUCCAUCGUGCGGACGGCGCGGAGCCUUUUCGCGGUGGAGGAGGGGGAGGCCCUGCCCACCCACCCCCACGGCCGCCCGCCCCGCGCCCCGCCGGUCAGGGUGGUGGUGAAGGACCCCGUCUUCUGCUCUUGCCUCCCGGACAUCCUCCACUUCAUUUAUUCAGGUGCUUUCCAGUGGGAACAAUUGGAAGAGGAUAUCAAAAAGAAGCUGAAGGAUCCAGAAAAAACUGAACACGUGCUUGAGAAAGUUAAAUGCAUUCUGAAAACUCCAGGAAAGCUAAACACUGUAAAGGACUGCACAUCUCACCCGAUAAAGCGGCUGUGUAAUAAUUCCCUCAGGCUGUUCUUUAAUACGCCUGUCCUAGCUGAUGUCAUCUUCAAAAUACAAGAUGCAACUGUACCAGCCCACAGAGCGGUUCUGGUAGCUCGCUGUGAGGUGAUGGCAGCUAUGUUUAAUGGCAAGUAUCUAGAAGCAAACAGUAUUCUGGUUCCAGUACACGGAGUUUCGAAAGACACUUUCCUCUCCUUUCUAGAGUAUCUUUAUACCGACUCCUGCUGUCCAGCCAGCAUUCUCCAGGCUAUGUCUCUCUUGAUCUGUGCGGAAAUGUACCAAGUAAUGAGACUCCAGCACAUUUGUGAGCUUUACAUUAUCACGCAGCUUCAGAGCAUGCCUAGCAGGGAACUGGCAUCCACAAGUCUCAGUAUUGUUAGCUUGCUCAAAAAAGCCAAGUUCCAUAACUCUGAUUGCCUUUCAACUUGGCUUCUUCAUUUUAUUGCCACUAACUACCUCAUCUUCAGUCAAAAGCCUGAAUUUCAAGACCUUUCAGUGGAGGAGCGCAGCUUCGUGGAGACGCACCGAUGGCCUUCCCACGUGUACCUGAAGCAGCUCGCCGAGUACCGCAGCUACGUCCACUCCCACCAGUGCCCCUGCACGGUCAUGUAAGGAGAGCGAGCGAAGGCGGGCGCACCUCGGCCGGGAGGCCUCAGCCGGGAGCGGCACGGCGUGCCGAAGCGAUGCCGGGAGCAGAGCCGGGUGCUGCUCUCCCCGGCAGCACCCUGGGCCUGCCGGGGGGCACCCGCGACCGCUCCCGGCUUCGGCGACAAACCCCGCUCCUUUGCUGCCGAAACGCUCGGAAACGGCUCCGGAAGACGCCUGGCAAGCCCGAGGGUCUCGCGCCUGGGGGUUAAGCGCAGCAGGGGACAGGGCCACGGGUGCCACCCGCCCGCCCCUCCGAUUUCCUUACGGGCCAGGCUGCCGCUUCGCCCGCUUGGCUUCGGCUGCUGAACCGGCUCCGGCGGAAAGCGGAUUCCCUGGGGAGCCGCGCGGCAGCAGGAGCACGGGCGCGGCGCCGGGGAGCUGAGCAGCCAACUCGCGAGUUCCCUCAGUGUUUCAGAAGGCAGGCUUUUACUGCGGUGUCUGCUGCUUUGAGAAAUAAAGGUUAGGCUUGACAAGCA